CGGCACGCAUUCGCAAAGUUCUACCAAAUUGACAAAGACGUUUCAAUCCAAUUGGAUUCUGUAUUUUGUGUAACUGUUUUGCAAAGUUGUAUUCAAAAUGUCGGCCAUUCGCAGCGUCAAUGAUUUCUACAAACGCAUCGAGGCAGCCGAAAACAAAGUUGUCCUGGUGGACUUCUAUGCCACCUGGUGCGGACCCUGCAAGGAAAUGGACCCAAUGGUCAAAUCCCUGGCACGCCAAUACGCCAGCAAGGCGAUCGUUAUCAAAGUCAACGUCGACAAAUUUGACGAGCUGGUGGAAAAGUACAAGGUGCGCAGCAUGCCAACGUUUGUCUUCCUCAAGGGCAAUCGCAGCUUGGGCAAAAUCAUUGGCGCCGACGAGCACAAACUGACCCGCAUGAUGGCCAAAGUAUGCAAAUGAGCGCGAAUUGAA
Molecule: messenger RNA, 430 nt
Organism: Drosophila virilis
Lineage: Eukaryota; Metazoa; Arthropoda; Insecta; Diptera; Drosophilidae
Gene: dhd
Product: deadhead
Molecular function (GO): protein-disulfide reductase activity
Source: RefSeq, a predicted model, not a curated record